Molecule: messenger RNA, 9206 nt
Organism: Scophthalmus maximus (turbot)
Lineage: Eukaryota; Metazoa; Chordata; Actinopteri; Pleuronectiformes; Scophthalmidae
Product: FERM and PDZ domain-containing protein 4-like
Exons: 16
Coding region: 1831-8067 (2078 amino acids)
Cellular component (GO): cytoskeleton
Molecular function (GO): protein binding
Source: RefSeq, a predicted model, not a curated record
CUCCUCGGCGAGCGCUCUAUUUAAACCUCAAUGUAGACAAGAGAAUGUUAUCAGCCACCUUGACCUUGAACGUCGCAGGACCGUAGCUGAUUAAAACCUCAACUCUGAAUAUGUUGUUGCAGCCUGACAAUUUGAAUCUACCGUCCUUGUCACAGCGUGGUUCCGUUUUUUUUUUUUAACUACCUGAAGGCGAUCCCUAUCUAAUCUAGUGGCUCUCAUCUAUGUGAAAACUUGACACUGCUCUGACACCAUUUAAUCAGAGGCGAUAAAAACUGCCAGAAUCAAAGCCAAGAGUGACGGGACCGAUCUAUCACUGAUGCGGUGUGAUACUGCCACUGCCGCCCCGCUGCCAGCAUUAGUGAACAAGUUGAAAUUUGGAUCUGAUCGGUGUACUCUAUGUCUGGAGAGCGAGUCGUGUAGUUCUUGUUCUGAGCGGAGGCUGACGUGUCUUCGGUUAGAUGUGUCGUUCCAAAUUAGGUACUGUUGGAGAAUGAAACACCGCUUUUGGAUACACAGGGAGCAAAGUAAUACAUCAUUUUUUCAAAAGGUCAAAGCUGAAUCUAGAAUAUUGUCAUAUUUCUCUGUUUGAGGUGGUGAAGUUGCCAGCCAGUGUUUUGUACAUCUUAAGUGAGCCACGUAAAAUAAAUUAAAAUUCUGUCCUUCGACGUGAUUGGAUGACAAUAGAUGGCGCCUGCUGGACCCUUUAGGUCCCCGAUGAACUACAUUGCUUCAGUGAUCUUUGGGAGAUCUGUCGUGAAAUCAUGACCAAACCUGACUGAUUUCGCGUGCCGGUGUAACUUGAGGCUUUUUCACCGAAAUAGUUUGACAUUUUGGGACAUACAUUUUCCCUUCUUGCUUAAAGUUAUCCUUUAGUGUUUUUGUUUCCCACCACUCGUCUCCAACUCUGUGAAACGAGGUAUUUAGCUGCGAUGAAGGAAAUCUUUAGAUAUACAACUUAACAAACUGUCUAUAGUCUUAAAUCUUCUUUCUCUUCCAAAGUGUCAUCCAGUCUCCUUCUAUACCUCCAUACUGUAUCUUUAUUGUCUGCACAACCACGCUCUUAGUCUAUUCCCAGUGUACCUAUAGGGGAGCGCGGCUAACCACGGCCUCCCAAUAUCAGGAUCCUAAUGGGUUUUAGUGGUGAACCAUAAUUCUAUUUCGACUGGGUCAGACUUCUUGUAAUGAACCGCUUAUCAGUGCAACCCAAGACAGCACUCUCCGGCCUGCAGCUAUCAUGUAGCCACAGAAGCCACCAGUUCAAGCCUCUGCGUGCGUCUCGGAUCGAUUUCCCAUCCCACGCCGUCUCUAUCCACUCACCACAUGAUUCAAUCUUUGGGCAGGGGUGGGCAGGGGUUGUAGUGAGAUGUGAGCCAUCACCUGGUAAGUGGUGCCGCCCGCAGCUUUCACUUGAUUCCACCCCUCCAUCUGUUUGUGUUCACCCCUUCCAUCCGCAGUGGGUCUGCAGGCCCAUCUUUCCAUCCCGGUCUCCAGGGCUCAAUGUCUCUUUCUCUUUAGUCCCUGAGUGGUAUUCUGCUCCUGCCCUGGCGUCCAUAUCACCAUCUCUUUUAUUUUUAUUUUUCUGGUUGGUCUGUUGUCGUUCAUUUCUCCCUUCACACCUCAGUACUUAACUGAGACAGAGGAGAAGAGAGUGAGAAGCUUUUAGCCAGUAGGAGUGAGCAGACAUGGCUUUCAAUUCAUUAAUCUAAUUUGGAAGUAUCCUCUGCUUCCCUUCCUCUUUUCAUUCACUUCCUUUGAGGCAUUCCUCUCCUUACCCAUCCUCAUCCAUUGUUUCCUCUCUGCCACUCAUCUUCAUCCUUCAUCCGUUGCACCAUGGACCUCGGAGAUGGGCCGCAGGAGGAGAAGUUGGACAGCAGCCCCUCCGCCUCCUCCGAUUCUUCUUGGACGUCCUUCGACUGCAGCACCGACCUCACAUCCGUCAGCUCCGACCAGAUCUCGACCCCGGUGUCAGCUCAAAGUGGCUGUGCACUGGUGGAGGACCAGAGCCCAAAGAAGUCUCCGUCAGUCAAGGUCUCUUCUGAAAUGCGAACCCGGAAGGUCGCGUGGAGGGAGACAUCUUUUCUUGGGAAUGACGACCAUAAGAACAAAGCGUCGGGCUGGCCACCCCCUGGCCCAGGCCCCUGGGGUGGACUGCAGGGGCCACCUUACAGCUGGGACAGCAUGAACAGCACCAGGGAGGCACGGGAUUGCCUCACCAACCAAGUGUCCCAGAGCAGCUCCCUGGAGGAGGUUCACCUGGAUGGGGUGCCCCCCGCCCCGCGCCUGGUAGAGAUGAGACGCGACCCGGUCCUGGGCUUCGGCUUCGUGGCAGGCAGCGAGAAACCAGUGGUGGUCCGCUCUGUCACGCCAGGUGGUCCAUCAGAGGGGAAGCUGUUGCCAGGCGAUGAGAUCAUCAUGAUUAACGAUGAGCCCGUCAGCUCAGCUCCCAGAGAACGAGUCAUCGACCUCGUCAGGAGCUGCAAAGAAUCGAUCGUGUUGACUGUUAUCCAACCGUAUCCUUCCCCUAAAUCAGCGUUCAUCAGUGCAGCCAAAAAAGCCAUGCUCAAGUCCAAUCCGGUCAAAGUGCGCUUUGCAGAGGAGGUCAUAAUAAACGGCCAGGUUCCAAACCCGGUGAAGGACAAUUCUCUUCUGUUCAUGCCAAAUGUCCUGAAGGUCUACCUGGAGAACGGGCAGACAAAGUCUUUUCGCUUUGACAGCAAUACCUCUAUCAAGGACGUGAUCUUGACCCUGCAAGAGAAGCUGUCGAUCAAGUGCAUUGAGCACUUCUCGCUCAUGUUGGAGCACAGGGCCGAAGGCUCUGCCAGCAAACUGCUUCUCUUGCACGAACAGGAGAUGCUUACUCAGGUGACCCAGAGGUCCGGCUCUGACAAGAUGAAGUGUUUCUUUAGAAUCAGCUUCGUGCCGAGGGAUCCCGUGGAGCUGCUGCGGAGGGACGCCGUGGCGUUUGAAUACCUCUAUGUGCAGAGCUGUAACGAUGUGGUCUUGGAGCGGUUUGGCCCGGAGCUGAAGUACGAUGCUGCGCUGCGAUUGGCCGCGCUGCAGAUGUACAUCCUCACCAUGACAACCAGACAGAGCCAGAAGGUGUCCCUCAAAUACAUCCAAAAGGAGUGGGGUCUGCCGCUGUUCCUGCCUCCUGCCGUGCUGUCCACCAUGAAGGAGAAAAACAUCAGAAAGGCUCUGACACACAUCCUCAAAACCAACCAGAACCUCGUGCCUCCAGGGAAGAAACUGACUGCUUUGCAGGCCAAGGUGCAUUACCUGAGGUACCUCAGUGAACUCAGACUCUACGGAGGGAGGGAGUUCAAAUCAAUACUUUUGCAAGGGGAGAAACAGACAGAGGUGACGCUGUUGGUCGGCCCGCGUUACGGCAUCAGUCACGUUAUCAACGCCCGCACCAACCUGGUGGCGCUGCUGGCCGACUUCAGCCACGUCAACCGCAUCGAGAUCCUCACUGAGGAUGAGACCGAUGUCCGGCUGGAGCUGCAUGUCCUGGAUGUCAGGCCCAUCACACUCAUCAUGGAGUCAAGUGAUGCAAUGAACCUGGCCUGCCUAACAGCGGGCUACUAUCGCCUCCUAGUGGACUCGAGGAGAUCUAUCUUCAGCAUGGCCCACUGCAAUAGCACUGGAGGGGAUGACACUUGUCAGGACCGUGUCCUGGAGUGGCCGUACAGCACAUCUCUGGGGGAAAAUGAGCCAUCACCCAGCCAGGGAGGGGGCUACAACAGGGACGCUGAGUACUCAGACAAUGGGCAGCGGGAAAACAGUAUCUCCCCUUACUUCCAUGAGCCCCGCACCCCCGACAGAGACCUUGGGACACGGAGGAGUCCGUUGCCCCCUCCUCUUCCCCCCGCUACCAGACACAAACCUCAAGACUCACCUCGGAGUGCCAAAGUGUCAUUUAUUUUUGGGGAGGGCCAACCCUUGAACAGGUCUAAGACCAUAGGCUAUGAGAGACUGUUGGAGAGCCCCGAGGUACCUGAGCACAGGCCGCUCUACUUGCACAACAACAACUCAGACUUUCGUUCACAAGACGCGGUGCCAUUUCAGUUCAGCGGUCUGACUCAUGUCUACAGUAACAUCAUAAGUGAGGAGGGCGGCGAGGAGCCGCUGCUAAGGGACUUGUUUUAUCGGGACGCAACGGAUGACGCAGAGGAUGACGAUGAUGCUUCCUGCGAAGAAGACUCCACUGGGGGGACUCCCGUGGGUGACCACAGAGGAAGCGGCGGCGAGGAGAACUGCGGUAACCAAGGAGGAGGGCGAACCACAGCCGCCGGCAAAGCCACCUUUCUCUCGCUUUCCGGUUCAACUGAUGACAUCAUCGACCUGACGUCACUCCCUCCUCCUGAGGGAGACGGCGGCGUUGACGAAGACGAGGACGACACGCUGCUGCAGACGCUCAACCUCGCCAUCGCAGCCCCGCCGCCAGGUUUCCGCGACAGCUCAGAUGAGGACGCGGCGCCCGAGGGACGGCCGCUAAGCACACUGGACAAUGACGACAUCCCAGUGUCUUUAAUCGAUGCCGUUCCGACACACGGGGAGGGGGGGGGAGGGACCAGGGGAGGGGAGAGGAGGCUGGAGAAUGCGGUCAUGAAUACUCUACAGGCACUGGAGGCUCUGUCUGUCUCUGAGCAGAGGCCUCCGCCGCCGCCGCCGCCGCCUCCGCCGCCCAGCAGCAACAAUCCAGGUGUUUACACAUCUCGAGGCUUUAGCUCAGGGUCGUCGUCGGACUCUGGCAAUGAGACCAACUCCUCAGAAAUGACCGAAAUCUCUGAACUGGCUGCUACUCACAGGCUCAGCGAGAGCCACAUGCGUCUCCUGGUGGCCACAAGGGAGGGAUACCAGCCUUUACUUGAGGAGAAAACCGAAUUCCCCGUCUCACCCAGGACAGGAGGAACAAUGCAGAAGAAAACCAUUAGUCCAACGCGGCACCUUCAUCCUCCAGCAGUUCCUCCGAGACGGAGCCCCCUGUUAGACAGCGCAUCAUCAGGGCCAGACUGCUUGGAGGUGAGGUCCCAAACUAACCUCUCAUCCACUCUGCAGCGCCCUUGUUCGACCACACCCGGAGGCAAACAUCACAGAAAGUCUGCAGACUCCAGUGGGAAGUAUAACACCUUCAGCACAAGGGAGGGCCAUCGAGGUGAGUGCGGCGGCAUUCGCGGCCAUCUUGACUUGGACCAGCGCACUUCGUUCUGUGAGAGAGGGGGAAGUCAAGGACGACAACAUUCUUUUUUGGCAGAAAAUUCGGGAGCCCACAGUCUCCCCCUCGACCAGCACAGAAUCCCCCGCCCUCCCCCCUCCGCCGCCGACCGCCACUCUGACGGUGUCAACAUGGAGGACUGUGGUAGAGACAAUGGUGCUGCGACUGCAGAGCAAGAUGAACAUCUGGUCGUAGCAUCAUUGCUUUCCCCCACCAAAAAAUCCAGAACAGGGGCGUCUAACCAGGGAGCUGACAUGCAAAGCGACCAUCCGCCGAUUUCUAGACAGCAGAGUGUUGCACGGUUGUGUGAGUACCACCUCGCAAAGAGGAUUUCAAGUUUGCAGGGAGAAGCCCACAGUUCCCUGCAGGGUUCUCUGUGCUCAUCACUGGAUGCUGGUGGCAGCACGAACAGCAGUGCCUGCGCCACCCCGACUGACUCACCACUUGGCCUUGGUGCGGUUGAAUCAAAGCACCACCAUAUGCAAAGGCACCCACUCUCCAGUUCCUCCUCCUCACUACUCAGGGUGCUGAACUUUGAAGAUAAUAAACCCGGAACGCCUCACAGCAUCCCUGGUCAGGGCACGCAGGGAAAGGACCUCCACCCGCACGCGGACCCUGCCCUCCUUCGGAAAAUGCUCCCCAACAUUCACCCCCCUGCCGCCGGGGCUGAACCAGGCCGACCCUCUUCAGCCACGCCGGCAAAGCAUAAAGAGACCGCAGGUACCGGACACAAGAAGCUCCACAAUGAUCUGCAUGCUAAACAACAGGCCUGUUUGAAGGGGUUGAACCAGAAGGAAGGCAGUGAGGCCUACAGGCAACUGAUUAACUAUCUCACAGUCAGCCAGAUGCACCAGGGAGGGAAGCUGCACAGUGCAGGCAUGGGAGGGGCAGUGAAAAAGGACACCAGGCGCUUUAUCACUAGCAACCCUCAGCUUGUCGAAAUGGUUAAGAGUCGGGGGAACACUAUUGCUCGUUGCCCAUGUAUGCCUUCCUCCAUGUCAUCCCCAUUCCUCAAUCCAAAUGUAGUCACCCCUAAUGCAGCCACCAUGCAGCUGGCAAACUCAAAUCCACGCUCAUACUAUUCAGCCACACUUCCCGCCAAACUCCAAAGAAGUUCUGACACUCACGCUCAGAGACCGAACGACAAUGUAGAUUUCAGGCCAGCUACUGGCGAGAGGAGAAGCUCCUUCUCUGGCCUGGAGAGUGAGCUCGAGAGGAGUGAUAUGGACCCGGAGCACUUCCUCUCACUGUAUAAGUCAGAGGGUUGUAUCAACCGUGACGGGGCAUUCAUCACGGGUGCAAACCAUGACGGUGGGGGUACCGCUAACCAUCCCCCGCCUCGAUCAAGAAGCCAACCUAGCGGUGGCACAGAGGACUGGUUAAAAUCAGACCCGAGGGCAAAACAUGCAGUUCGCCAGUCUCCUCAUCCUCGUCCUAAUGAUUCUCUCUGUUUCUCUGCCGCCCCCAGUGUGAUUGGUCAACGAGCAGACCUCAACACCAUCUCACUAGGAAGGGGGGACCACCCGUCGGCUUUUGUCAGGCAGGCAUCUACAAGCAGAGCUUGCAUCACAUCUCCGACUCCCAACCUGCAAUCGCCACCUCCUCCCCCACCACCCCCACCUCCUCCUCCCUCGUGUGUACCUGUGCAGGCCAACACUAGCUCCAGCAAUUCUGCAUUCACACAAGAGUCUGUCCAUUCCAUCCAGUCCCGGCCCAAUCAGAACCACAUUCAGGCCGUUGCCCCAACCCAGCCACAGGCAGAUCACUUCGGCAAUAGCCUGCAAAGGGGCCGGGAGCUCAAACGCAGCUCCAGCAACGUCACCGGCUGUUCUGGCAGUGUGGAGGCUCUGUUCGAUAAGCCCUCCCGAAGCCGCAGUCAGCAGCCCCUGUUGCCAUCUGUGCCCCAGCAGUGUGACACCAAAGUACAGCGGAGGCCGACAAGGAAGCGGCUCUCCAAGAGCUACUCCCAAGGUUCAGUGUCUUCCCACACCACAUGCUGGUCGACAGGCAGCAGGGUGGACACCAGAAGGGCAUCUGUGGCAUUUCCAGUGCAGAAAGACGCCAAACACAUGAAGGGCUCGCAGAAACUGGACACCAGUCCCUGGAGAUGCAAUGGGCCCUUUAGCUACUGUUUCUUUAAACGUAAGAGUGAGGGGGAAGAGGAUGAGAUCGAGUGGGAGAAGCCCAGACGAAGCCGCGGUGGGAAUAACAUUGAGAGCGACGGCACCGCUGCAGCCGCCAUAUUUCCCUGUGGCUCGGCGCUGGAUGCAGCUGGCGAGCAGCUCUACGGGGAGGUCCUCAAUAACAUGAGCUUCAGUGACCGCCUCGCACGAAUCAACGCACUCAAGGACCGCAUGUACGGCUUCCCAUCCGGCUUCACCGACGUCCGCCGCGAUGCCAGCGAGCUCAUUGCACUGGUGAGAUCCAGCAUAGGCCGCUGCGACCGUGGACCCCAGAUGCCAAUCCAGGAUGUAUCCCAGUACAAGCAGCUCCUCUCAGUCGAGUCGAAAGAAUUAGGCCGGGCGUGCCGGAGGAUGGCACAGGCCCACACUAGUCCCGAGGAGAUGCUGCUCGCCAUCACCUGCAGCUUCCAGGUGCUGUGUUGCCUCUGCGAAGCGUGCAUGUGUCUGGUCCGGGGCCUCGGGGCCUCGGCCGCGCACCAACAGAGAGAGGUCGUGGCGAAGGUGGACGAGGUCGUCAUGAACUACAUCUGUCUGCUCAAGGCGGCUGAGGCUGCCACCGUGGGAGCACCAGGGGAGCACAGUGUGAAAGCCCUGGUCCGCCACUCCAGCACUAUGUCGGCCAUUGCUAACGCACUCACCCGCUCCCUUAAAACGCUGCUUAGCAAGUAGAGGCUACUCUGUAUGCUUUAUGUAGUGUGGCCUACACAGUCAGUAGAGGUCUGUCUUUAGGCAUCUCGUUGUUUUUUUGAGUCUGCUGAAAGAGUCAUAUUUUUUCAUAUUUGCUCUGCACAGUCUCCAUAUCAAAAAUCGAUAAAGUGUAAGGCCUGAUUUACCCCUUAAAGUACCAUGACAGUGAAACGGGGAGAUUGCAUAAGAUGCUGAAAGGCAAGUCAAAUCUGACUGCACUUGCUUCCUCUGAUGACAAUAUUGUAAUGUAUAUUUACAAGGCCAUACUGUCACAGACCUUUGUAAUAUGACAUGUACCUAAUAGAUACCCUUUUACCUGUGCAUUAUGUAAGUUAUUAAAAAAAAUGUUUAUAAUGUACAUAGAUACAACAAGAAUUAUAUUAUUUGCCGUAGCAGUUUGAAGAGGCCAUUAAGUAUUCAGCUUAAUUUGCUCUAAUAUUGUACAGGGCUGGAGGAAAUUCACUUUCAGUUCAAUCAAAGUGCAGUUUUACUAUAGAUAUUUAUAAUUGUAAUCAUGAUACUUUACCUGUAGAAAUAUAAAUAACGUGCCACUGUUCGUCCAGUGAGGAAAUUGUUGCUGUUAUUUUAUUCACAUGCUAUAUAUAUAUAUAUAUAUAUAUAUAUAUAUAUAUGCCACAUUUCUCAGUGACUGUGUAAAAGUGAUGAAUGAUUUCAACCCUGUUGCAUUACAAUGCAGUUUUUUUGCUAGAUGAAAGGAAUAACUGUUAGAAAUGUUGAAAAUACAGGGAUAAUAGAGUUGCACUGCAUUUAGCGCACUAUUUUAUCACCGAGAUUAUUUUCAAAUAAGAAUAAUAAAUUAUAAACCCACCCCUCUCGCCUCAAAAACAGCUAAAUAUAUAAGAUUAUAAUAUUAAUAUAAUAUUUACAAUUUAGGAAACAUUUUGACUUUGUUAGUCAAUUCACAUUGAUGUGUUAUUGAUAUUGAAUUGUUUUUUUAAUUAUUUUUUGUGCAUGAUUAUCAUCUGUUUUUGGAAUAAGUUCUUGUGUGCUUGAAUUAUUUAUUUUUCCACACUGUGUAUGAAGAUGCAGUUAUGUCUCUUGACAAGAAAUACAAUUCUUUUUUUUUCCAACAAUCCACCAACCUAUUAAAGUACAUUUUA